Messenger RNA from Tachysurus fulvidraco (yellow catfish), 7830 nucleotides. RefSeq lists its product as uncharacterized. Gene Ontology annotation, biological process: proteolysis; DNA integration. The record is from RefSeq and is a predicted model, not a curated record. Gene Ontology annotation, molecular function: zinc ion binding; RNA-DNA hybrid ribonuclease activity; nucleic acid binding. Bases 1983 to 5750 code for a protein of 1255 amino acids. Lineage: Eukaryota; Metazoa; Chordata; Actinopteri; Siluriformes; Bagridae. The transcript has 2 exons.
AAACUAUAGUUGAAUUCAUUAGUGUUGAAUAGUGAAUAUUGUUGGUUGUCUCUGUGUAGAAAGUGCUGUAAAGACAGGAUUUAAACCUGGAUCUGUCGACAGGUCAGUGACCUGGAUAGGUACCUAGUGCAAGGCCUAAAAUACAAAAGUAAAGCACGGCACUAAUCUGGGAUUAGGUGCUAAAGGUGUCUUGUUUGCGAGGUUUUGAGAAAACCCGCCGCUAAGAGCUGACGAGCUCGGUGUAGACUCUCCGGAGAGCAAAGCAGGUUUGGGGAAAAGAGAAAAGGCCAAAACAAAAGAUAACACACACACACAUAGCACAGGCUUUCUGGUGCAGAGACUGUCAACAAUAAACUAAGAUAGUCAUGGGCAACAGUAUUUCUAAGAGCAUGCUCAAUAAAAACCCAGUGUGGGUCACUGGACCUAACGUGAAUUAUAUGAGAAAUAAUUAUGGUCCUGAUUCUGUGUCACAAUUGCUGCGGUGGGUGACGGAGUGUGGCUUCCCAGAUGGCGGCAGUUUUAGCUUGAAGCAGUUAGAUUUGCUGAAAGGUAACCUGACCCAAAUGGAAAGAGAUAAUGUUGGGAAGAAGAAAAAGAGCAGGGUAGAAAUAAACUGGACAGCUUUUCACUUGUGGAAGUUAGAGGCUGAAAAAAGGUUUCAAAAAGCACAAUGUACUCCAAAGAGAGCAUCUAUACAAUAUGUACAGAAUACACAAAGUACAAUAAGUAACUCACAAAGUCUCCAGUGUCUUAAGUCUUUUUCAGAUGAUCCUGACCUGGAUGGACCGCCUCCUCGACCACGUCUGGCAGCGGCUGCGUCAUGUCGACAGGUGUGCGCAGAUCCGGAGCCAGCUCGUGUGGAGCCGAAGGAGAGUCCACUGCCUCCACCGAAGGCAGUUAAGGCUGACCCACCCUCUCCACCGAUCGCGGAUCGUACACGCCAGAAAGACAAGCAAAAGGAGACUACGGAUCUUGAACCUGUCAGAGAAGAGGCUUCGAUUCCAGAGGUCAACGAGAAACUUCAGAGUGUGAUUACAAUGCCCAUGGUGGAAGUAGCAGGGCCGGAUGGAGACCCUAUGUUAGUACACCGUCCGUGGACACUAAAGGACAUUGAGCAUGCUCAUGAGCACCUCCCUGACCCGAGAGAAGUGGGGGGGAAAAAGUUUGGUGUGGAGUUGGAACGUUUCUGCAAAGAAUUUCGUCCCACCUCUCUUGAACUAAGGCGCCUGCCGGGAAGAAAACUAGCAUCUGACAUAACGCGGAUUAAGUAUGAAUGGCCGGAUGAAAAUCUGUGCAUGAGACAUCCAGAUCAUGAGAGCGGGAGGAAUGCGACGUACUAUAACUUCGUAACGGAAUUACGUGAAGCGUGUUAUGAAGCUUUUCCAGUGAAGAUGGAUAUGACAAAGAUUGCGCUGUGCAAACAACAGGACAGCGAGACAGCUGCGCAAUAUCUUCAUCGCCUCACGGAAGUACACAACGCGCACAGCGGCCUUACUGCCCCCGAGAAUAUGAGUGAGGGGGUAGUGACCGCAUACGAGGCGCAUUUGAGAAACAGUUUCAUGAAUGGACUGAUUCCGGAAAUAUCUGACAAGGUGAAAAACCUAUGCAUCACGUGGGACACUGGAAAGCUGAGCCUUAUCGAACAACAUGCUCUGCAUGCGGAAAAGCUGCUCACACAAGCCAAGCAAGAUCAGGGAAAAAAGAGAGAAGAACAAACACACAAAGUUCAGCUGACGAUGAUGCAAGCCAUGACGAGAUCUCAUACACAACGGAGAGGGACUUCCACAUAUCGAGGAAGAGGGCGAUAUCGAGGAAGGGGGAGAGGAAGAGGAAGAGCCAGAGGCGGAAAAGAAAAAGGGGGAGAGAGUGGAUGUUUUGUUUGCGGAGGACAAGAUCACUGGGCAAGGGAAUGCCCUAAGAGACAUGAUGAGGAAACUGCAUGACCAUCAACAUCUCAGGUCGAGGAGGUCAGUCCUGAAGGGAUGGGUGAGUCAAAAUCUUUGAUGCUAUGCAAUGAGGAAAUGCUUCAGCUAACUUCUGAUUCCGACUUAAAUUUUAAGGUUUUGAAUGCUAUUGAUUUUCUUGAAAAGAAAUAUACUCCACAAGGCACAUAUGCAAAAUACAGUUUAGAUGCCUACAAGCACAUGCCAGUGCACACAUUGAAUGUAGAAGGGAAAGACAUUUUGUUUUUAGUAGAUUCUGGUGCAGGAAACUCUGUGAUCAAAUUACAUGAGUUGAGUGAGAUGCCAGAAAUGAGUGGUAGAUCCCUGAAUUCAGUUGGAGCGUCUGGGAUUAUCGUGAAAGAAAAAUUUACAGCACCCUUAAGGUGUGUUGAGAAUAACCAACAGUCAUUCACAUUUUCUUUUCUGCUUUCUGAAUGCUGCCCGAUUAAUUUGAUGGGCAGGGAUUUGAUCUGCAAAUUGGGAAUAAACCUAAUUAGCACCCCAAACGGAUUAAAAGUGUGUAGAAGUCAAAUAGGUGAAUUUCAGGGCGUUAAGUGGGACCCCAGACCUCUGUUGUAUGUGUAUGAGUGGGAACUCAGCACCUCUUCUGUGAAUUCAGUGAAUCAAGCACUCUUGGAUAAGGCCUAUGAUGUUACUAACCCUACACGCACACAAUACAUGAACACACAUGAUCUGCACUGCACAGCACACACACACACAGGGCCUGAUGUAGUUUAUGAACAAGAGUGGUUUGAAAUGCAGCCAAAAGCUGAUGUGUUGUUACUGACAAAGUUGUAUUGGGAUAAUUACAGAUGUACUGCAGAAGUGAAUCUUUCUAGUAUAAAUGUGAAGCCGGGGAAGGCCCAUCCGUUCACUAUAGAGAAUUCACACCCACAUGUGUCUUUAUCAAAAGGUGAAACAGAGAAAUGGGAAGAUUUAGGGAUGUGGACAUUAAAAUGUGUGAAAGCUGAUGAUUGGAAACCCAGUUCAGAUCCCACAGUGUUGUACAGCGAGAAAACUAAAUCCUAUUGCAUGCACUUGAAUUGGAUAGCUUUUGUUGACAGAACAGUUGAGAUAAUGCCACAGGCAGACACAGAUGUACUGAAAACAAUGUGGCAGAUGACACACAUUUCUGGGGAAGAUCCCCGAUUACAAGCAGUUCCUAGAGAACUUUGGGCAACAGGGAAAUAUGAUGUAGGUCUGAUCAAAAAUUGUUCACCGGUGCAGAUAACACCUAAAUCGGAUUACAGACCUUGCAAAACUCAGUACCCCUUAAAGCCAGAGGCUAUUAGGGGUAUCACACCAGUGUUUAAUUCACUGCUUGAAUCUGGAGUGAUUGUGCCAUGUGAAACCUCCCCAGUGAGAACACCUAUUUUUCCAGUGAGGAAACCUAGGCCUCUGGGUGACCCAGAGGAGUGGCGUUUUGUCCAAGAUUUGCAAGUAGUGAAUGAUGCAGUAAUUCCAAGAGCUCCAAAUGUGCCAAACCCUCACACAAUCUUGUCUCAGAUUCCACCAGAAAGCAAGUGGUUUUCUGUGGUAGACUUAGCUAAUGCUUUUUUCAGUGUACCAGUUCAUCCAGACAGCCAGUUUUGGUUUGCGUUUUCUUUCAAUGGAAAGCCGUACACUUUUACCAGAUUGUGUCAGGGAUUUUGCGAAUCUCCAACUAUUUACAAUGAAGCUCUUAAAAACAGUCUUGAAUCUCUGACGCUGACCCCAGGGUCAGCAAUUCUUCAAUAUAUGGACGACUGCAUGAUUGCAGCGCCAUCUAAAGAGCAAUGUGAAAAAGACACUAUUGCGUUACUUUGUCAUCUAGCGGAGGAAGGUCACAAGGCGAGCUUAUCAAAGCUGCAGUUUGUAAAACAGCAAGUGAAAUUCUUGGGGCAUCUGAUAUCAGAACAAGGCAAAACUAUUGAGCAGAACAGAGUUGCAGCAAUACAAAACAUUCCAAAGCCUAACACAAAAAAACAACUGAUGUCAUUUCUAGGCAUGUGCUCUUAUUGUAGGACUUUCAUACCAAACUAUGCAGUCCUCGAAGCACCUUUGAGCGCAAUUGCUCAUGGGAAAGGCCUACAGGCCCACAGUGCACUGACUUGGACACCAGAGGCAGAAAAAGCCUUCGUAGAUUUGAAAAUGGCUUUACAAACCACCCCAACAUUAGGGAUUCCAGAUCCAAAUGAAUUGUUUGUACAAACAGUUGAUGAAAAAAGUGGUUGUAUGACAUCAGUGCUAUUACAAAAUCAUGGUGGGAAAAUGAGACCAGUGGCCUACUUCUCUGCUAAAUUGGAUCCAGUAGCGGCAGGCCUGCCAAUGUGUUUAAGAGCAGUAGCAGCAGCUGAGAAAGCGGUUAAUGCUUCUAGAGAUAUUGUGGGAUACAGUGAACUAACUCUUUUGGUCCCACAUGCAGUGUCGCUUCUUCUUCUUGAACAGAAAACAGCACAUAUGUUUGCGGCACGUUGGCUGCGAUAUCACACUAUUUUGCUUGACAUGCCAAAUGUGAAAGUAAAACGCUGUACUGUGUUAAACCCUGCAACUCUUCUCCCUACAGAAGCAGAUGGAGAACCACACAAUUGUGUUGCGGUUGUAAAUGAAAUUUGCAGUCCUAGGUCUGAUUUGCAGGAAACGCCGUUGCAGAAUCCAGAUCUUGAGUUUUUUGUGGAUGGAUCAGCCUUCAGAGAUCAGAAAACAGGCCGCAACUGCGUGGGGUAUGCAGUAGUGACACAACAUGAAACGAUUAAAGCAGAAUCAUUACCAGAGCAUCUCUCUGCGCAGGCAGCCGAAUUGGUUGCUUUAACAACAGCAUGCAGGUUAGCAAGAGACAAAACUGUCACCAUUUAUACUGACAGUAGAUAUGCAUUUGGGGUAGUACAUGAUUUUGGUACAUUGUGGAAAAACAGAGGUUUCCUGACCUCUUCAGGUAAAGCAAUCACGCACAAUGGCCUGAUUUCUGAACUCCUGGAUGCAAUCCUGUUGCCAAAAUCUAUUGCCAUAUGUAAGUGUGAAGCACACACUGGGAAACAUGACCCCAUUUCACAGGGCAAUGCGCAAGCAGAUGCAGCAGCAAAAUCAGCUGCGCAGAAACUGAUUUUUUCGUCAGAGACCGACGAAACUUUGUGUAUGUUGCAAAUAUGUACUCCCACAGCAGAUCUCAAAGAUCUUCAAUCACAGUCUACAGCCCAAGAAAGAGCCACAUGGAGGAAAGCAGGAGGUGUGGUAAGAGAUGGGGUUUGGUACGGCCCUGAUGACAAGCCAUGUUUGCCAAAGAAAUUGUUUCAAUUCUAUGCUAAAUUGGCGCAUGGCCAAGACCAUGCGUCAAAAGGGGGGAUGUAUAACAGUGUCUCCAGAUACUGGCACACUAAGGGCUUUGCAAACUAUUCCCAGAAGUUUUGUGAGAAAUGUAUAGUGUGUGCAACAAACAACAUUGGCCGAGGCAUUAAAGUCUCCCAGAGCGCCCAUCCUCCGCCACAGCGACCAUUUGAACACCUUCAGAUGGACUUUAUUGAACUGACACCCAGUGAAGGCAAAAAAUACUGUUUGGUGAUAGUGGAUAUGUUCUCUAAGUGGGUGGAAGCUUUCCCCACUUCCAAACAGGAUGCAAGUGCAGUAGCUAAAGCACUCCUGUCUGAAAUUAUUCCUCGUUGGGGAAUCCCUGACAAAAUCAGUAGUGACAAUGGGACUCCAUUUGUAAACCAAGCACUUCGACGGGUGGGAGAGUACUUGGGUAUAGAUCUCAGACAACACUGUGCGUACCACCCUGCCAGCGGAGGGGCGGUGGAGCGAGAAAAUGCAGGUGAAGGAAGCACUGCCUAAGGUGACGCAAACAGAUCUGCACAGUCUCAAACCAGGUGACUGGGUGGUGGUGAAGGAUUUCAGGAGGAAAAGCUGGAGAGCCAGGCGGUGGCUGGGACCAUUUCAGGUACUUCUGACCACGCAGACUGCGGUGAAGGUUGCAGAGAGAGCGACGUGGAUUCACGUUAGCCACUGUAAGCGGGUUCCUGAGCCAGAGGAAAAACCAACACCCGACAGCUGCAAAGAGGAAUGAGAAGGGGCAUCAGGGCACACGGUGACGUGCUAGUAACCUCUCCCGUGAGCUCCAACUGACUUUCCACGACGCGUAUAGUGUCUGAGUCAGAAGAAAACCCUGAUACAACGCAGCAGCCGACACCGAGAAGGAGCAGCGUCAUCUGAAGGAGUAACAUCGACACACACACACAUAUGAAUGUAAACACAAAUGUAAAUGAAAUUAAUGAACUGAAAGAGGUAAAUGUGAAAGACACUUACGACAGCAGAUGACGACAGCAUUACACAUUUACGACAGCCAGACUCCCAUACAAACACAAAUAUAAGACCUGACUUCUACAAUCGAUCAACAUUGAUGAGUAAAAGCUCCUGUUAAGAUGAGGAGCCUGUUUGACUAUCACCCAAGAGUUUUAGGGAUCAUUGGCAUCCUUAUGAUCUGCCUGUUAAUUAGAGGGAAUGCAGAAAAGACUUCCACCUUUGGUAGAAGUCGCAGAGACGUGCAUGAAAACACUUAUUGGCAAUUUGCCAACUACACUGCCAAAAUGAUCACAAAUGAGUCUUGUUAUGUGUGUAUGAUUCUCCCCACAGCUGCGAGUAAACACACAAUGAUCCCCAUGAAAAGUAAUGGUAGUGAAUUGAAAGCCAUAGCCCAAUACUGUAGAAAUUCUUACUGCAUGUGGAAGCAGGAUGCUUAUAGAGUCCAGAAUGGCACACAUUUGAGUCUGGUGAUAAAUUCACCGGCCUCCCUGUGGUGUGAAGCUGGAGGUCCUGGGAGGACUGAUUUAACUGGUACCACCAUAUGUCUACGAACUCUAAUGCGUGUGACAAAACGAACAUUCAAAGUAAACCAAACAAGAGUUAACACAUUUGUUGCACAGCCUCCUCCUAAAUUGAACUACACACACUGUUUUGUAGGUACAGGAAACAUACCGUUAGGUAAUAUUGCCAGCCGUAGGUGCACUCAUUUAUAUUACCCAUAUUCUGAUGACGGAACCUGCCCACAGGCAGAGUGUUCCCUCAUUCAUCCAUCUGACACCGGCACAUUACUCAGGGCUGACGACUGGUACUGGGUCUGUGGUAAAAACGUGUAUCUAGCCCUACCCCGUAACUGGGGAGGAGUAUGUACUUUAGCAAGGUUUAGGUAUCCAGGUGUGGUCAUAGCUCACUCACACUCACCAAUAAAGCGACCCAAGAGAGAGGUGUCUUAUAAUGACUUUCCUCCGCCAGAACAUAGACUGAAACCUACACUGAGUAAAUUCUUUGAUUCCUUCUUCCCACAGUAUGGGAUGACUCAGGUUUGGAAUCAACUAGAAGUCACACAUUAUCGGCUUGCCACUUAUAUUAACUCCACUAAUCGGGCAACCGAAGGCAUUAAACAGGAACUCGCGGCCCUUAGAUUGACUGCUACACAAAAUAGAAUGGCCUUAGAUAUUCUAUUAGCUAAAGAGGGAGGUGUAUGUGCCCUGAUUGGAGAUCAAUGUUGCACCUUCAUUCCCUCGAACGAUGACGACCAAGGGUCUAUCUCAGAUGCACUGCAUGAUAUGCACAAAGUAGCAAACCAAAUGAAACGAGACGAACACGGAGAUAAUAGUUGGGGACUUUGGUAUACACUGUUCGGACAGUGGACUCCCUAUCUAUCAAUGAUAAUCCCAGUGAUUGUGGUAUUACUCUUAUUAUGUUUGUUUGGCCCUUGCGUAUACAAAUGCAUUCAUUACAUCAUAAUGUCCAAUCUAACGACCAAACAACUUGUGAAACUAGACGAUAUUGACGAUGACCCUGAAUGGAGUCCUCCGUUCAGCGAUGACUAUUUCACUGAAUUUGCCCAGACUGAUCCAGAAACAGACAAAGGUGAAUACGGACAGUAGAGACU